Molecule: messenger RNA, 2032 nt
Organism: Musca domestica (house fly)
Lineage: Eukaryota; Metazoa; Arthropoda; Insecta; Diptera; Muscidae
Gene: Ance
Product: angiotensin-converting enzyme
Exons: 8
Coding region: 132-1979 (615 amino acids)
Biological process (GO): proteolysis
Cellular component (GO): plasma membrane
Molecular function (GO): metallopeptidase activity; peptidyl-dipeptidase activity
Source: RefSeq, a predicted model, not a curated record
AUAUAAAGCUGAGUUUUUCGAUUAGAGAUUCAGUUGCUGUGUGUCGCAUUUGGUGGGCACACUUAGUUUUGUCGGUAGAUUUGUUUGUUUGUCCCGUUGUGUGUGUCGGUCAAGCAUCCCCUUGUUUAAAAAUGAAAUUGCUCUUAGUCACCCUUGUGGCCGGUUUGGCGAUUUGCCACGCUGCCGUUAAGGAGGAAAUUAUUGCCACCGAAUAUUUGGCGAAUAUCAACAAAGAAUUGGCCAAGCACACCAAUGUCGAAACGGAAGCCUCGUGGGCCUAUGCCUCCAACAUCACGGAUGAGAAUGAACGCAAACGUAAUGAGAUUUCCGCCGAGAAUGCCAAAUUCAUGAAAGAAGUUGCCAAGGAUAUUCAGAAAUUCAACUGGCGUACCUAUGGUUCGGCCGAUGUUAGACGUCAAUUCAAAAUCUUGUCUAAGACUGGUUACUCUGCCCUGCCCGAAGAAGAUUAUGCCGAACUUUUGGAUGUUCUCUCGUCGAUGGAAUCGAAUUUUGCCAAGGUCCGUGUUUGCGACUACAAGAAUGGUGAGAAAUGCGACUUGUCUUUGGAUCCCGAGGUAGAGGAAAUCAUUACCAAGAGCCGUGAUCCUGAGGAGUUGAAACAUUAUUGGGUUCAGUUCUAUGAUAAGGCUGGCACCCCCACCCGCAAAUCGUUUGAGAGAUAUAUUGAAUUGAACACCAAAUCGGCUAAAUUGAAUAAUUUCACUGAUGGUGCCGAAGUGUGGUUGGAUGAAUACGAGGAUGACACCUUCGAACAACAAUUGGAAGCCAUUUUCGAGGACAUCAAACCCCUGUAUGAACAAAUCCAUGGUUAUGUGCGCCAUCGUUUGAAUCAAUUCUAUGGCGAUGAGGUUGUCUCCAAAACCGGUCCCCUGCCCAUGCAUUUGUUGGGUAACAUGUGGGCCCAACAAUGGUCCAGCAUUGCCGAUAUUGUUUCGCCCUUCCCCAACAAGCCAUUGGUAGAUGUUAGCGAUGAAAUGGUUGCCCAGGGUUAUACCCCCCUGAAAAUGUUCGAAAUGGGUGAUGGUUUCUUCCAGUCCAUGGGUUUGAAGAAGUUGCCACAAGAUUUCUGGGACAAGAGUAUUUUGGAGAAGCCCAGCGAUGGCCGUGAUUUGGUGUGCCAUGCCUCUGCCUGGGAUUUCUAUUUGGUCGAUGAUGUACGCAUCAAGCAGUGCACCCGUGUCACCCAGGAUCAAUUCUUUACCGUCCACCAUGAAUUGGGUCACAUCCAAUAUUUCCUGCAAUACCAACACCAGCCAUUUGUCUAUCGUACCGGUGCCAAUCCUGGUUUCCAUGAAGCUGUCGGUGAUGUGCUCUCCUUGUCCGUCUCCACACCCAAGCAUUUGGAACGUGUUGGUCUCUUGAAGAACUAUGUCAGUGAUGAGGAGGCUCGCAUCAAUCAAUUGUUCUUGACUGCUUUGGACAAAAUCGUCUUCCUGCCCUUCGCCUUCACCAUGGACAAAUACCGUUGGGCCUUGUUCCGUGGCCAGGUUGAAAAAUCCGACUGGAACUGUGCCUUCUGGAAGUUGCGUGAAGAAUACUCGGGUAUUGAACCACCAGUAGUUCGUACCGAACACGAUUUCGAUGCCCCCGCCAAAUACCAUGUCUCUGCCGAUGUUGAAUAUUUGAGAUAUUUGGUUUCGUUCAUCAUUCAAUUCCAAUUCUACAAGUCCGCCUGUAUUACAGCUGGUGAAUAUGUGCCCGGCAAUCCCGCCUAUCCUUUGGACAACUGUGACAUCUAUGGCAGCAAGGAAGCUGGCAAACUUUUCGAGAACAUGUUGUCCCUGGGUGCCUCCAAACCCUGGCCCGAUGCAUUGGAAGCCUUCAACGGUGAACGCACCAUGACCGGCAAGGCCAUUGCCGAAUAUUUCGAACCAUUGCGCGUCUGGUUGGAAGCUGAGAACCUUAAGAAUAAUGUACCAAUUGGCUGGACUAAAUCGGACAAAUGCGUUUCAGCAUAAGUCCAGGCACUUAAUUUCCGUUCCUUAAGUUUUAUAUUCAAAUCCCCAAUUUU